Messenger RNA from Capsicum annuum, 624 nucleotides. Its product is annotated as Werner Syndrome-like exonuclease. Gene Ontology annotation, molecular function: 3'-5' exonuclease activity; nucleic acid binding. Gene Ontology annotation, cellular component: nucleus; cytoplasm. The transcript has a single exon. Lineage: Eukaryota; Viridiplantae; Streptophyta; Magnoliopsida; Solanales; Solanaceae. The record is from RefSeq and is a predicted model, not a curated record. Gene Ontology annotation, biological process: nucleobase-containing compound metabolic process. Bases 1 to 624 code for a protein of 207 amino acids.
AUGCAUUCGUCUUAUGGUAGCACUAGCUCUGGCACGGGCACUACAAAAUACAACAUCCGAUUUGACGGACAAACAAUUGUAACAACUGUUACUAACAAAGCUGCUGUUGCCAAUGAAUGGGCUAGUAAAAUGCUCACCAAGUAUGCUGGAAAACAAACUGUUGUGGGCUUAGACAUUGAAUGGAGGCCCAAUUUUAGUCCAUACAGUAACAACAAAUCAGCCACCCUCCAACUCUGCAUUGACUACAUGUGUCUGAUAGUCCAGUUGUUGCAUUUGGACCAAAUCCCUCAGACCCUGAAGAAUUUCUUGGCUAAUCCUAAUUUCAUAUUUGUAGGAGUUGAGGUUGGUGAAGACAUCCUUAAACUGAAGAAUGAGUAUGGUUUUGUUUGUUCUAAUAAGGCUGAUAUUCGUGAUGUUGCUAAGAAUAAGUGGCCUGGUAGGUAUUCUCUUCCAGGUUUGAAGGAUCUUGCUAGUGAUAUUUGUGGUCUUUCUGUGCCUAAACCAGAACAUAUUUCCAUGAGCAAUUGGGAGGCAAUGGAUCUUAGUAUUAGCCAAGUUGAAUAUGCUUGCAUUGAUGCUUAUGCUUCCUACAAGAUUGGUCACAAGCUCCUUAUGGAAAGUUGA